This is a messenger RNA of Musca vetustissima, 2115 nucleotides long. RefSeq lists its product as uncharacterized. The record is from RefSeq and is a predicted model, not a curated record. The transcript is spliced from 5 exons. Lineage: Eukaryota; Metazoa; Arthropoda; Insecta; Diptera; Muscidae. The coding region runs from base 1 to 2115 and encodes 704 amino acids.
AUGGCUGACUCCGGACGUGAAGAAUAUCUUAUUCAAGAUUUUUUACAUAACAAAGAUGUAGCUCCAUGGUUUCGAGGUACUUCCAUUUUUCAUUUGAGAGGUGCAAAUCAGCUCUUUAAUGCUAUACGUGAUGAUGCCGAGCAGAGGACAUCUCAUCGUGUGAAAACAUGUUUGAAUUUGAUUGGUUUGGAGCCCAUACCAUCUUCCAGGGAUCUGAAAUUUAUCAUGCACUUGAGUCGUGGUAAUGAUUUGGCAUUCCUUUGGUUUCUUAUGGAAAUGCAGUACAAAGGCUCCGAUCGCCCCACCAACGCGUAUAGUCUUAACGAACAAUUGAUAUGUUCUGCUAUAUGCCAUUUAGAUAUGGCUACAACGCUUCGAGAACUGGAUAAAAUUCUACCUAAAGGUAGAACAUGCACCUCCAAAGAGAAUACGAAGUCCAAACACCAAGGAAGGAAAGAAAAUUGCCGGUUCGAAUGCAAAUCAAACCAUAAAUAUUUUUCAAAACCACAAAAAUGCUGUAAACAUCUGGGCAUGGAAGAAGAAAAUCACCAGAGGGAAGCUAAAUCCGCCAAUAAGUAUAUUCUACCUUAUUUUGAGAAACUAUCUAGACCGCAACAUUAUGGCAAUCCUCUAAACAUGUACAUGCCCAAUUUCAAAGUUCAAUUCAGAACAUACGCAUCUUAUGCGGAUCCCAACCAGACGGUUUACAACGAGAGUAAUCGGUGGUUUGCCGAUUAUGACAUUAAUCCCGGACGGAGAGUGGCCUAUCAGGCAAUUAAAAAUGCAAUUGCUCAACUGUUUGAAGAUUUCAAAAAGGCCAACCCUAAUGAAGGGAACGCAGAUGUUCUGUGCGCCUAUCACAAAACAAUCAAAGAAAUCGAACAACUGCACAAACAUGAGUACAUGGUGAAACUCAGGGACAAAUGUCUUAAGAAUUAUUUCGGGAAUAAACUGGAUUUGACACAGAAGCGAAGUAAUCUUAUGAAAUUGUCGCUAUACAGAGCCAUUGAGGCGGAAAUGUCAAUGAUACAAAAGCAAACAACGUCCGGUAGAAACCCGGAUUUCCUAAAAACAAUUACCAGCGAGGGUAAAAUGCUGGACGUAGAUGUAGGAGGGGAAUACGGAACAUGUUGUACAGAAUCAAUUGUUGCGACUACACAAUUGGAAAAUGAAAUUUCUACAUCGCCAGACUCUACAUUAACUGCCAAAUUUGUGCAAAAUUACGAUUUCGGGAAUGUUGGUGAUACUCCCGAGACCUCACAGACAUAUUUCCAUGGUCCCACAAAACACGCACCAAUAAUUUUUGAAUAUAAGAAAAUAUUCCAAAACGUAACAAAGAUUCCAGAAGGAGAUUGGGUAAAGCUGGGUUUUUUAGAUGCAUUAGACCAAGACAUAUCUAGGAUUAACGAUGUGCGCGAAGCCGCCCAGCAAUGUGCAUCUGAUAUCUGGCAAAGAGAACUGCAAAAGUUCACUAGUGAACAUAAUGAUUCAAAAAUGUUGUCAUCCAGUCCACUGCCGCAAUAUCCACCUAAUGGAAAAUAUGAUGCCGGCGAUAGAAUACUCAUGGAUAAAAUGCUUGCAGAUGCAUUCGAAUAUAUGCGAAAAAAUCCCAAGUUUGUUUUGGUUCAACUUCACGAAGCGCAUAAACUUCCAAUGUUAAGGGAAUGGAUAGCUCGACGUUAUGGAAAGGUGUAUACGCCUAAAGAUCGCUACGAAUCGUUUCGUUAUUCACUGAACGUUUUCCAUGCCUUAGAUCGAAUGUCUUUUGAUUUCCCGACGCCCACUUCCACACAAAUAGGUAGACACCACUUUGUCGCUUACAAUUGCAAAAAGUAUUUGGGAAUGAAGGUUGAUGAAAUUAAAAGACAAUUUUUUCGGCGUUUGGACAACGCCAUUAUGAAGCAAAGUCGGACUUAUUGGUUUGCAAUGCGUGGGUAUUUGUGUUCUGGCCCUGGUCCACCAAGACAGACUUUUUUCGCCUAUAUGCCAUCACGCCUUAGAGACAUACAACGGUUUCGUCUGUGGAAAAUUUCGGAACAUCGAUCAGACAAAGCGGCGUGGGAUAAACUUCGUGUCUAUGUAAUGCAUGUAGAACUGAGAAAUAGGCCACAAUAA